AUGACUCGUUCACUGCGUCUUCGACCUGGUGACUUAGCCGAGUUGUUUGACGGCCAGGGAUCCAUCGUGACCGUCCGAUUGGAGUCGAUCGACCGCCAGCAGGGCCUCGUUCUUGUCGCCACGGAAGCUGCCCGGAAGGUUCCUUUCUCCGGCCCCCAGUGGACGGUGGUGGCAGCUUGUGGCACGCUCAAGGGCGGCCGCUCCGAUUGGCUGAUCGAGAAAUGCACGGAGUUGGGAGCAGUGGGGUUCAUUCCGCUGGUCACGGAGCGGUCAGGGGGGAGGGGAGAGGGGCGGGCGGACAGAUGGGAGCGAGUUUCGCUGGCUGCUGCAAAGCAGAGUCAGGCCAUCCAUCGUCCUAUCAUCCACGACUUCACCUCCCUCGGCGACCUGACAAAGCAGAUUCAGCAGGCCCCUUUCGCUCUGCUGGGAGCGCCCAACUCACCACCCCUGCUGGCAGUAGUCGGGGCCAUGGAUCCUUCCUUGCUGCUAAAAGGGGGGCUGCUUAUAGUGGGGCCUGAAGGAGACUUCACUUCAUCAGAAAUAGAGGUUCUAAAAUCGGCAGGCGCUCAGUCAGUGAGCUUGGGGCUGCAGAGGCUGAGAGUUGAGACGGCUGCAGUGGCCAUGCUGGCAGGUGUCUCUCUAGUAGCGCACUCGUUACAAGAAGGGGGGAGCUGA
This is a messenger RNA of Closterium sp. Yama58-4, 675 nucleotides long. NCBI's taxonomy places the organism in Eukaryota, Viridiplantae, Streptophyta, Zygnematophyceae, Desmidiales, Closteriaceae. The record is from the annotation of a GenBank genome assembly.